AUGAGUCAACAAACAAAAGAGAAAAAAUCGAGAACAGCGCACCGAUCUUACACAAGAAAGCUCAUACACAAAGCUGGAGAAGUCUGUAACAACUAUGAUGGAACAAAACCUGGAGAGAUAAAGUUGGAGGGUUUGAAACGAGAUUUAUCGGAGAAACUUACUAUCUUAGAUAAACUGGAUAAUUCAAUAAUCGAAACUGUAGACGAGGAAAAGGAUAUCGAAGCGGAAAUAAACGAAUCAAGCGAAUUUCGAAGUUCUAUUCAUGAAGCAAUAUCGCAAAUAGAUUUAUGUUUGCAGGAACAUAAAGUCAAACAUAAUGGGGGGCAUGAUCCAAAUGGCUCUUUGAGUUCAAGUUCUGUGGUUAACAGCUCAUAUUCUGAUGGCAAGCAAAAUGUUCGCCUACCAAAGCUGAAUUUAAAACAUUUUAAAGAAGAUCCAAUCAAAUUUCAAGCAUUCUGGGAUUCAUUUGAAACCACAAUUCAUAAUAAUGAGGAUGUAUCGAAUGUGAGUAAAAUGAGUUAUUUGGUUAGUUUACUGGAGGGACCAGCUUAUUCGGCUGUAGCUGGCCUUUCGCUUACAAGUGCAAAUUAUAAAACUGCAGUAGAUACACUGAAAGAACGAUUCGGUUGUGAAGAAGUAGUUAUAUCGGCCCACAUGGAUGCCCUACUUAAAUUGUCAGGAGCUAAUACAAAUUCAGAUACAAAGAAAUUAAGAGGAAUAUAUGAUGAAGUAGAACAACAUGUACGUGGUUUGAAAGCAGUCGGAAUUAGCAGUAAGCAGUAUGGAAAGUUACUUGUUCCUAUUUUGAUGAAUAAAAUCCCUCAAGAAUUGCAACUGAUAAUAACAAGGAAAUUGGGAAAGGAAAAGUGGGAUUUAGAUGCAUUACAGAAUGCUUUCAAGGAGGAACUGGAAGCUAGAGAGAUGUGCGAAUUUGUGACAGCUUCAAAGAAUGAUGAUAAAGGGAAAGGUGGAGGUGGUCGAAGGUAUCCAACUACGGCAGAGACAUUACUAGCUCAAGGUCAGUAUGAGAGAAAGGGGAGUGGCAUAACAUGUACGUACUGUCGCGGUAGUCAUCCUAGUGCUCAAUGUCAUGCGAUAACUGACGUGCAGGCCAGAAGAGAAGUUCUCAAGAGCAAAGGUAAAUGUUACAAUUGUUUAAGGGCAGGACACAUCAGUUAUCAAUGCCAGUCAACCACAAAAUGUUAUGUUUGUGGAUACAGGCAUCAUAUCAGUAUAUGUCCAAGGAGGGCCCAUCCAUCAAAUUUCCCAAAGAAGAAUGAUUCUUCACAGUCUCCACCAGGUCUCCCAGAUUCACCCAAAUCCAAUCCUACAGCAACUGUAUUCUCAGACACAGAGGAGGGAAUUUUAUUGCAAACUGCCACAGCUCCUGUGUGUAAUCCUAGAAGUCCUGAAAAGAUCGUGAGUGCACGAAUUCUAUUUGACAGUGGGUCUCAGAAAACUUAUAUUUCAAAGCGGUUAAAAGAUGCCCUCG
Molecule: messenger RNA, 1492 nt
Organism: Paramuricea clavata
Lineage: Eukaryota; Metazoa; Cnidaria; Anthozoa; Malacalcyonacea; Plexauridae
Source: the annotation of a GenBank genome assembly